AACCAACUCAAAACCUACAAUAAAUACACCAGCUAGUUCCUGCCAUGACAGCCCCACCCUCUCGGACACAGAGGACGAUGCGAUAAACGAGUAAAAAGGGAGAAAAAGGGAGGAAAGAGAGCGAGGGAGAUUGAGAGAGGUUCUCGUCAUGGCUUCUCCCGCGGCGCCUUCACUAGAGACUCUUAUUCAGAAGUCCACCAACCCCCUAAACUGUGAGGAUGACCCAAAUUCGAUUCAGGCUGUGUGCCAGGCAGUGUCGUCCGAGGCGGGGGGGGUGCAGACGGCCGUGCGACUCAUUGCCCACAAGAUCCAGUCGCCCCAAGAGCGCGAAUCACUUCAGGCUCUUGCGGUUCUGCAAGCUUGUGUCAACAACUGUGGACCAAGUUUUCAUGCAGAGAUCGGCAAGUUCCGCUUCCUGAACGAGAUGAUUAAGCUCGUUUCCCCAAAAUACCUGGGUAAUCACACGCAUGCUUCUGUCAAGGCGAAGGUAGUAGAGCUCCUGUUCACCUGGACCAUUGACCUCAAGUCUGAGCCCAAGAUCCUCGAGGCGUAUAACAUGCUGAAGAAGCAAGGUGUCGUUAAGGAGGACCCCCCGUACAUGGGUGCCCCAACAGCCCCCGAACCUCGCCCACGCACAAAUGCCGUCUUCGAGGACGAGGAGAAGUCCCGGCUCCUGCACCGCCUGCUGCAGAGUAAGAACCCGGAGGACUUGCAUAAGGCCAACGCACUCAUCAAGUCCAUGGUGAAGGAGGACGAGAGGAGGAUGGAGAGGACGAGCAGGAGGGUGGUCGAGGUGGAAACCGCCCUGAACAAUGUACGGGUGCUGGACGAGAUGCUAUCACGGCACCAGGAAAGCCCAGCCACACAGGCCGACCUUGACCUUAUGCAAGAACUCCACUCGUCAUGCUCAACACUCAGGUCCAACAUCUACCGGCUGGUUUCCGAGAUGGACGACAAGGAGGAGGGGAUCGGCGAUCUUCUGAAAGCAAACGAUGAGCUGUCACGGGUGAUGGGCAGAUAUAAGUUGGUAGUCGAAGGCACGAAGAUGGAAACCGCAGCCCCCCCUAUGCCUGGUGGCAAAAAGUCAAAGGACGCGCAGAACCUGAAGGAUGGGGAGAUCUUGCUUGACCUGUCAACCCCCGAGGACGGCCCAUCCUGUCAGGGUACUGCUGACAUCCUCAACAAAGACCUGAAGGACCUAGGUGAGCAAGGAGUAUCUCUUUGCUCUGGAGGGAGGCAGGGAUAG
Molecule: messenger RNA, 1246 nt
Organism: Penaeus indicus
Lineage: Eukaryota; Metazoa; Arthropoda; Malacostraca; Decapoda; Penaeidae
Product: ADP-ribosylation factor-binding protein GGA3-like
Exons: 6
Coding region: 149-1246 (365 amino acids)
Biological process (GO): protein localization to cell surface; intracellular protein transport; Golgi to plasma membrane transport
Cellular component (GO): trans-Golgi network
Molecular function (GO): ubiquitin binding; small GTPase binding; phosphatidylinositol binding
Source: RefSeq, a predicted model, not a curated record